AUGCGGCGCAGGUAUUCGCCAUCAAAGGAAGCGACGCCCGGCGCGCCGCCUCGCACGCUUGCGCAAACCUCGACGACGGUUAUUGAUGGCGAGCCGCGAGUGCGGCCGGGCAAGCAGGUAUUCCCGGCGGUGAGCGGCGUGGGCAGCCAGGCCUCGCCUCGCCUCGCCUCGCCUCGCCUCGCGCUGCCUCGCGGGCGCCUUUGUUUCGAGGCGCCGACCCCUGACCCCGUGCGCCACGCGAUAAAUGGGUCGCCGCGUACGACAGAGGUGGCGGCUGCCGACGCGCCGAGCAAGCGCGCCCGGCCGCCCUUCCUCAGCCCGCACCGACUCAAAGGAAGGCCUCGGCGAACGCCAGGUCUGUUGAAGCCGUGGCGACGGCCCGUCCUCUCGGGGCGUGUGGAGCGCAGCGUCCAGUGUUUCCUGGGGAAAAUAAAGGAGCGGGCGAGCGGCAAGCGCUGCCGCUGCGGCAUGGAACGGCCCGGUCCCGCGCGCUCCCCCGACGUCUCCGCGCUGACAGCCGCCGCCCCAGGGGGCCGCUCGGGUCGCGCCACGUCACAGCCCGCUGGCGAGCCAGUGAGGUCCGGGGCGCGUGGCCGGCUGCCCGCUGAACACCGAGGCCAGCCGCGCCCGUCUCCACCUUCAGUUUUGUGUCGCUAA
Schistocerca gregaria is the source of this 657-nucleotide messenger RNA. RefSeq lists its product as uncharacterized. Lineage: Eukaryota; Metazoa; Arthropoda; Insecta; Orthoptera; Acrididae. Bases 1 to 657 code for a protein of 218 amino acids. The transcript has 2 exons. The record is from RefSeq and is a predicted model, not a curated record.